AAAUAGUGAUCCGUGCUAACCGCUGAGCAGCAGCGAGUCCGCCGCGCGCUCUUCCUGCCAAAUAGUGAGCCUCUCCGCUGUCCACCUGUUUUUAAAAAGGCGCCAAAAGCAGCGGAAACGUGUGCACGCGGACACCAUUAGCGGGUCCUUUGAUGUUCGCCGUGAUUUCAAACGUAACGGCGCCGUUAGCUUCGACUGUUAGCCUCCGCAUUGUAGUGUGAGCGGCGGCACGGCAGGGGGCGCUCUGUGCACAUAAAGAGCGGGAGAACAUGCGCUGACCCAGAGUCAGAUCUGUGAGGUGUCACUGAGAGAGGCAGCGUCAGACGCAGAUAAGAGCUGAUCUGCGAGCAGCUUCCUGUCGUAUACGUCGGAGGAGGCUCGCUUUAUUCACCGGAGAUAACCCACGGUGGCGGUGUUUGCCGCCUUUUGAACAGUAACAGAGCGAAAUGAGGAGCUAGCACCGCCCACCCAGGGAGCUCCGGUGGUAGAAUCGCAGUGACGGGUUGUUAAAUUACAACCAGGGCGGAGGAAUUCGUGUGCAGACCGAAAGCCGAGCCUGCUCACGGCUCCACAGCUCCACAGCUCGCCGCUCCUCCGUGAAACGGGUCGACUCCGAGCCGAAGCCCAUGAUAGAGCCGAGCCACGGAGAACCCUCCGGAGGAUGCCGAGAGACACGAACUCGAUGUGAAAAUCGUCGCGGCGAGAUGUGAGAUGAACCCGGGGAAAAGUGCGACCGAGGCCGGCGACAUCAUGCUGGUCCGGAGCUCCCACGGCCGAGGCCGAGCCAGAGUCACUCAUGCCGUGGUCGUGAUCUUCCUGGAGUUCUUCGCCUGGGGGCUGCUGACCACGCCCAUGCUGACGGUCCUCCAUGAGACGUUUCCUGAGCACACCUUCCUGAUGAACGGCCUGGUUCACGGCGUGAAGGGCUUCCUGUCGUUCCUGUCGGCUCCUCUGAUUGGUGCGCUGUCAGAUAUCUGGGGCAGGAAGUCGUUCCUCCUCAUGACGGUGUUCUUCACCUGCGCCCCGAUUCCCUUCAUGAGGAUCAGCCCGUGGUGGUACUUCGCUCUGAUCUCAGUCUCAGGGAUUUUCGCCGUGACCUUCUCUGUGAUCUUCGCCUACGUCGCCGACAUCACGGAGGAACACGAGAGGAGCACGGCCUACGGACUCGUCUCUGCGACCUUCGCAGCCAGUUUGGUGACGAGCCCGGCCAUCGGGGCCUACCUGUCGGCGCAGUACAGCGACAGCCUGGUGGUCCUGGUCGCCACGGUGAUCGCCGUAGCCGACAUCGCCUUCGUGUUCUUCGUCGUGCCGGAGUCGCUGCCCGACAAGAUGCGGCUGACGUCCUGGGGCUUCCCCAUCUCCUGGGAGCAGGCCGACCCCUUCGCCUCUCUGCGGCGCGUCGGGAAGGACACCACGGUGCUGCUGAUCUGUGUCACCGUGUUCCUGUCGUACCUGCCCGAGGCCGGACAGUACUCGAGCUUCUUCCUGUACCUGAGACAGGUGAUCGAGUUCUCUCCUGCCGCCAUCGCCGCCUUCAUCGCCAUGGUGGGAAUCCUCUCUAUCGUCGCUCAGACUCUGUUCCUCAGUGUUCUGAUGAGAACCAUUGGGAACAAGAACACGGUUCUUCUCGGUCUGGGAUUUCAACUUUUCCAGCUGGCCUGGUACGGCUUCGGCUCCGAACCAUGGAUGAUGUGGGCAGCAGGAACUGUGGCAGCCAUGUCCUCCAUCACUUUCCCAGCAGUCUCUGCUCUGGUGUCACACAGCGCAUCACCUGACCAGCAAGGUGUGGCUCAGGGCAUGAUCACAGGUAUCAGAGGUCUGUGUAACGGGUUGGGUCCGGCUCUGUACGGCUUCAUCUUCUUCCUGUUCAACGUGGAGCUCAACGACAUGAAGCCGACUACCGGGAGAGAGACGGGCAGCACGGAGAAGUCGCUCAUCCCGGGUCCUCCCUUCCUGUUCGGAGCGUGUGCCGUCUUAUUCGCUCUCCUCGUCGCCAUCUUCAUCCCCGAGCAUCACCGAUUGGCCGACAUCAAGACCUGCUCCGCCCACAAGUCCAGCAGCGCCACGUCCGCCGCACAUGCUCAGAACGCCAACAGUCUGGCCACACCCACCAGUGACGCAGAGGACAUUGAGCCGCUCCUGCAGGACAGCAGCAUGUGACUGACUGACAGCCGGCUCAGCCAACCACAGCGCUGAGGCCCGCCUGCUAGUCCCGCCCACUCCCUUCAAAAUAAAACAGCUUUUAUUUUUUUUAUUUCUUCAGACUGUUCGAGCGUCGGCUCACGUUAGGCGGCACUCACACUGACGAGCUCGUUAAGACGCCGCCAUCGCGCCCGUCUUUCUCUCUGUCGCUGUAAAUCGCCGUUUUCCCGCCUCACUGCUGCGUCUGCGCCCCCUGCUGGUCAAACCGAUACUAACAGUUCACCUUUAUCACUUUUCUAUGUUUUCUAGACUCCAAACAUUCUGCUUCACAUGGUUUGUACCUCGAGCCAUUCUUAGCACCUCGCCCCGGUGAGGGUGGGCAGGUAGAACCAAAGGGCUGCAGGUCAGAACCAGAACCAGAGCCCGGUCAGGGCAGGACACUCCUCAUUUGUUUUAAGUUGCUUUCGUCUCGUGCCAUCCAGUCUCAGCACUUUGAAGCCUCUGUUGCCGAGGAUGUGUUUGAUGAGACGAGUGUACGGUGGCCUUCAUGCCUGAGCCGUUCAAGAAGCGUGAACAGAAAGACCAGUUUCCCAGACUCGGCUAUUAAGGUGUCGUCGGAGAUGUUGGCUUCUGCCUGUAUAUGUCUUCUUGAACAGAGCUCAGGUAGGUCCAGAUGAAGAAGGUGUCAGAAUGUGCUCCGUGUCUUUUUCUGAAAUAUCUUCUUCUUUAUCUGGACGCGCACCGUUCAUUUUGUUUUUCUGCACUUCUGAUUUUGUUCUGCGCAGGAAGUAGGGUUUGAUUAUGGCCAUGAGGUUCUCAGACAUCCGGGACCCCAGAGCCUUUUCGCCUGGAGUGGCAUCCUUCUCUCGGGCACGGGUGAUGGGGUUCUCGUACUCUGCUUUGAAUGUUUUGGCUGUGCCGAGGAGAGAAGUCAAAGAGAGCCCACGUUUCUGUCAGGUUGUUCUGGACUGGAGUUCCUGUGAGAAGAACUCUGGUAUGGCGGUCGUUCUUCCUCGUUAGUCGUUCUGAUUGGACGACACCGGCUGAGUUUCCAUCGACGUGUUUUAAAGUCACAUGACCGAUCAGAAGCGCCGCGCUCGGUUCAGCCCGCACGGACAGGAAGUCAGACACAGAAACCACAUAGUUGAUUUUCAAAAUAAAAUACCCCAAAAGAUUACGUAACAUGUUUUUUUUUUUUUUUUUUUUUUUUUUUUUUUUCUUUUUUUUUUUUUUUUUUUUUUUUUUUUUUUUUUUUUCAAACGUGAUGGAAACGCGGCUGGUGAGGAGAGCCAGGCAUCAUGGGAAAUCACACGUUACCUUUAGUUACUGUUGGAGGAGGCGGAGCUAAGCUGCUUCACCUGUCGUGUCUGUUUGCUGCCUAAACACCCCCGAGUGUCUCCACCCGUCAGGUCUGCAGAGGACAGCAGAUCAAGCGCUCCCCGCUGCACACAGGACCAGCAAUGAGGUGGAGGAGGUGCGUUUGAUUCACCGCACAGCCGACACAGACUGUUUGAGAGGACAGCGGGAUCAGAGCUGCUCGGCAUUGUGGGAUAUGAUCCAGCAUAGGUGAGGCUCAUGGGAGUUGAAGUCUUUAGCGAGAGAGCUCUGUGCAGCUGUGACAUCACCGUCCUCUCCUCAUGAAGUGUUUCUGCUGACGCCGCCCGGACCGGGUCACGGAGGGACUCCACACAGAUCCAGAUCAGACCGGUUCGGUCCAUGGCGUCAGGCGUGCGUUUGAUUUAUGUCCCCACAUGGUUUAGAGUCUCCUCAUCUCUUCUUCUGUUGAAAUACUUGAAGUGUGUCGAGUCUGUCUGUUAUUUCAUCCCGCCUGCCCAAGACGCCAGCUAGUGCAAAAACAAGCGCUCCUAGUUACUGAUGUAUUUUGAACGCUGGCGUGCCGACGUUCACUGAGAACCAAAAGGUGCCAUGUUUGUUUUGUUUUUUUAUCACUUCCUGUUUCUUUUGUUACAUACCCCCUGGUGGUACUGUAUCCAUAGCAACGGGUUUGUAGCUGCGCCGCCGAGUUCAGUUUGUCUCCGUGCUGACGCCAAAACUCCACCCAGGGGGGGCUGCGGUCCAAUCCCUAGCGGCAGACCCGAUGACUACGCACGUCUUUGGCCGCCGACCUUCAGGCGAACGCCGCCACGCGCCGCUUGAUCCAGAUUACUGUAAAUGCAACGUAUGCUGCAUUCAAGUCGUAUGUAAAGUGUGGGAAACCCUAGCUUCAGACUGGAGUGAUGUUUGUUUUCUCCAACGUUACUUGAAUGCAGCAUCAGAAAUGCCUGAUGGUGUGUAGCUUCAUAAAGCACAAUCAUGUUACAGCCACAGUGGAGAGGUUUCACCUCCUCGUUAACGCUGAGCUCUGUCGGCUCGUUAAAAGAUUUUUUUUUUUUUCUUAACGAUGAUGUCAAACAGAAAGCUGGACCUCCUUUAUAUUUUUCUACAGUCCGGCAGAGUCGUUACUCAGAGUCCCAGAAUCCACCGCAGUGUUUCGAACGACCACCGUCGUCCUCAGCUCACUCUCUUCAUGCCGCCGUGCUGCGUUCACGUCCCGUCGGAAAGUUUCUCUCGUCGCUCGAUGAAUCGAUCAACGGGAAGUUAAUCUGCAGCUUAAACGUCGGGAUGUGCCACAUUUUAACGGGUAUGUAUAUUUUAUAACCACGAUAACAUUUGAGGACUUUUUAUGAUGAAACUUAACGAGUUCAACUUUCCGAUGUGGACGUGAAGCGACAUGACUUUUAAAAACUUUUUGUACGUCGGCUCAAGUCUAGAAUCUGUACUGAAUUUACUGAGAAGACUUUUAUUUUAGCUGAUGAUAAUUAUUAGAUCGUAUAAAGUAACUUAUGCAGUCCACACCUUUCCAGAUGAACCCUGAACACCACCCCAACCCUUCGUGUACAUGAUGCAGAACAUUGGCUGAUUGCUGCACUUUAAUUUCUCUGAACGUGUGCCUCUAAUCAUUCUUCAUGUUCAUAUCUGUUUUUAUAUAGAAACAAAGACGCUGAACAACGUCUACGUGUUGUGCAUUUGCAGUUGCUUUCUUUUACUUAAGAACAUAAUUUUGAAUAAUAUCUAUGAUGAUGAUAAUAAUAAUAAUAAUAAAGAAAUGUAUGGAAUUUGAAA
Larimichthys crocea (large yellow croaker) is the source of this 5265-nucleotide messenger RNA. RefSeq names its product major facilitator superfamily domain containing 14Bb (gene slc71a2b). Gene Ontology annotation, molecular function: transmembrane transporter activity. Gene Ontology annotation, cellular component: membrane. Bases 712 to 2160 code for a protein of 482 amino acids. Lineage: Eukaryota; Metazoa; Chordata; Actinopteri; Sciaenidae. The record is from RefSeq and is a predicted model, not a curated record. Gene Ontology annotation, biological process: transmembrane transport. The transcript is spliced from 13 exons.